This is a messenger RNA of Camelina sativa (false flax), 1134 nucleotides long. RefSeq names its product putative F-box protein At4g38870. Lineage: Eukaryota; Viridiplantae; Streptophyta; Magnoliopsida; Brassicales; Brassicaceae. The record is from RefSeq and is a predicted model, not a curated record.
AUGGAAGAGGAUGAAAGAAUGUGGAUCCAUAUGGAUCUCGUGGUAGAGAUACUCUCAAGGAUGCCCGUGAAGAGCCUUAUGAAGUUUAAGUGUUUAUCGAAAGAGUUUUCAAGGAUAAUCCAUAGUCGAAACUUUGUCGACUCAUGCUUGUCUUGUUCCUCGAGUCGAUCACGUCUCUUGUUUUUUUUCCGCUGCUUUAAAACUAACACGCUUGUUUUCUUCUCAGCGCCUCAUCGAUCGACUUGUGCUAUAGCCCCAACCCGACAUGAUAUGACAUUCCGUGGAGGAGUUGAUGUAUCUUUCACGUCUCCUCCGGUCCGUGGUUUGAUGUUGUGCGCAAUUGGACAUAAUCAACUUUUUAUAUGUAACCCAGCCACGAGACAAACCAUAGGCUUACCUCAAAACAUAAUGUUGGUGGAAAGAGACAACUUGACAGAGUUACUGGUUUUAGGAUACGACCCAAUAUUUGAUCAGUUCAAAGUAUUGUGCAUAUGGGAAUACCUAAAUGCACGCCCAAGUACGUAUCUGCAGUUUUGGGUUUUGACGGUGGGACAAGAUGGUAACAUGUGGAGAAAGAUACAAGGCAUGCCUCCUCAACUUUAUCCCGUUACGAGUGCCCACACGUGUGGCCAGGGUGGUAUAUGCAUAAAUGGCGUUUUAUACUUUAAAGCUUACUCAUGGACCCCAAGUCGUCACCAUCCUACUAUUACUACGCAUGUUGUGACUUUUGACCUCAACACUGAAGUAUUCAGUCUUGUGAAAACCAAUGAUCAUCUCUGCUGGGUGUCUAAGCUAAUAGACUUUCAAGGGAAGUUAGCUUUUAUAUCUCGUGUCAAAAUGGACUGCACAGUUGAGUUUUGCAUCUUGGAAGACAAGGAGGAAUGGUCGUCGAAAGUUUUUCAUUUACCUUGGACACAAAGUUACUCUAAAGAUUAUAUGAGAACUUCCCACUCCGUGUUGGGCAUUCAUGACGGUGAUAUUGUUUUCACACCGGAAGGUGAACUUGGUUCCACAUGGCAUCUUAGCUUGGAGAAGAGGACUGUUAGGAAAGUCGUUUACGAAAUUCCUAUUACUAAACCAUAUCCUCUAGCUUUUUUUUUCGCAAACCAUGUUGAUACUACUGUAUCAUUGUAA